Striga asiatica is the source of this 1016-nucleotide messenger RNA. Lineage: Eukaryota; Viridiplantae; Streptophyta; Magnoliopsida; Lamiales; Orobanchaceae. The record is from the annotation of a GenBank genome assembly.
UGAGGGGCGCCUUGGUAGGGGUCAGCCAGUUUGGUUCUCUCUACUAAGCUUAUCUUGAGCUCCAUUAUCAGGGAUUAUUGCAAUUUUUACAGGCCAAGAAUAUGCUUUUUGGCACUAUAUAUAUAUGGCCCUCUUCUCUUUAAUUCCAUCUCAAACAGAAUUAAAAUUAAACUUAGAUCGGAGUAAAUUUUUUCGGCCCCCUCUCUCUAUUUCUCUUCUAAGAGCUUUAGAAUGGCAAAAUUUUCAUGUGACCCCCUAAUAGUUGGGAGAGUAAUUGGGGAUAUGUUGGACGCUUUUACCCCUACCACCAAAAUGUUUGUGACUUAUGGAAACAACAAACAGGUCUUUAACGGCCACGAGUUCUAUCCCUCAGCCGUUGCCGCCAAGCCCAGGGUUGAGAUUCAAGGAACUGACAUGAGAACUUUCUAUACUUUGGUAAUGACUGACCCUGAUGUUCCAGGCCCUAGUGAUCCAUAUCUCAGGGAACAUCUUCACUGGCUGGUGACAGACAUUCCAGGCACGACAGAUGCCUCAUUUGGAAAAGAGUUGGUGUGCUAUGAGACACCAAAGCCAAAUAUAGGAAUACACAGGUUCGUGUUCGUCCUUUUCAAGCAAAAAGGCAGGCAAACGGUAAAAAGCCUUCCGAAUAUCAGAGACCACUUCAAUACACGUCGUUUUGCAGCAGAGAACGAGCUCGGCCUACCUGUGGCCGCCGUGUUCUUCAACGCACAACGGGAGACUGCCGCAAGGAGGCGCUAGAUUUGUUGCUCCCAAUUAACAUCUUUCCCUAUUAAUUAAUUAUUAAAACUUUAUCUUAUUAUUAUUAUUAUUAUCAAAAAAUCAAUUGAUUUGGAGAAUUUAUAUUUUAUUUUCCGAUCAUUCUGUUCGGCAAAGAAUGCAUGUCUUGUUGUCCUAUUUCAAUGGUGUUUGAUAAUUAAAUUUACACUUAACCUUUUAAACUUAAUUGGAUGUACGGUUACAAAUGUUGUUAUUUGUUAGAAUGGCGUUUUAUAAAU